AUGUGCGUAAACGAUCAAUUUAUAUUCCAUAACCUACUAUAUCACCCGAACUACAACGUGGGGAGCGGUGCCUAUCCCCACGAUAUUGCCCUUCUAGAGCUGACCUCUGACGCUGACUUGUCGGGAACCAACAAGGCCAUCGAACUGGCAACUACGGGCGAGAACUUUGAUCGCCAAGCAUGUGAGAUCAGUGGAUGGGGACAUACAGUCACCGGCACUCAGCCGAACAAACAGAUUCCUGAUCAGCUACAGGAGACAGACGGUGUCAUCAUGACGAACAGCGAGUGCACGUCAUCCUGGGGCACCAAUUACGCUGCAAGUGUUCACAUCUGCAUCGAUAACAGGAACACUGGAACAUGUCAGGGUGACAGUGGUGGCCCGACAGUGUGCUUCCGUGGCUCAACCCCCGUGCUGGCUGGUGUGACCUCCUGGGGCGUGUCUGGGUGUGGCACCACGUACCCCAGCGUGUACGCCAGAGUGUCCACGUACAGGUUGUGGCUCGACACGACCAUGGGCAUUUAAAUCGGCCGGCGAAUGGCUUUGUUUGAAACUUUGCAAAGCUAUCAAUAAAACAAAUGCAUCCAUAUAACGUUGUGUUUUUGUUCUAACAUUAUUAAACGUAGCAAAAAAUAACGGUAAACAUACUAGAGAAUAUUGUAAAGUUAUUCUGGUUUGGCGGUGAAAAUGUAUUUAGAAACCAAGUUACUUAAAAUAAAAAUAAAAUAAAUAAACAA
Molecule: messenger RNA, 734 nt
Organism: Dreissena polymorpha
Lineage: Eukaryota; Metazoa; Mollusca; Bivalvia; Myida; Dreissenidae
Product: chymotrypsin-like serine proteinase
Exons: 4
Coding region: 1-522 (173 amino acids)
Biological process (GO): proteolysis
Molecular function (GO): serine-type endopeptidase activity
Source: RefSeq, a predicted model, not a curated record